CAAGCCGAGUGGUUCGAAUAUUUCGUAUUAACAAAAAAAAAUUAUUUUGGAAAAAUUCAGUCAAUCGCAUUAAGGCAAUAGUGAAAAAGAAGUUCUAAAUCUAGUUAAAAACCAGUCAAAUAUCAAGCCACUCUCGAUCUUGGUUAGCUCCUUGGUGAAUUUCCUUUGAUUCAAAACGAAGAACAAGACGAUGAGCCGUCGUAAGCGCCAGGACUCCUCUGACGAGGAUGAAUUUCGCCUGAAGAGAACUUUCCAGACAAUGUUGUCGACCGUGGAUCAGCUGAUGAGAGAACUUAGUUUUGCGUGCGGCACUCCGCUCGAACUGAAGCUGGUGAACCUGGGGAAUCUGUUAGCCAAAGGAGUAAGAGUCGAGCUGAAGAAGCACCUCGUAAGCGUGCUGGUAAACAGUUUGGGCAAAUAUCCCGGACAGGCCAGUGCCUAUGCCACACUUGUGGGCCUAAUUAAUGUCGCAGACUUUGAAUUCGCCUCCGAAUGCGUGUUGUUCAUGGUGCAGAAGGUGGGAGAGUCCGUGCACACUCGCGAUUGGAACAAGUGCCGUGGAGUGGUCCACUGCCUGGUGGACCUGUAUAACUGCCGGGUGAUCCCGUCGUCCUAUAUUCUGAAUUUGCUCGCAGCCUUCAUGAAGGACUGCGAGGCUCUGAAGGAUCCGGACGAUCUGGUGGGCAUCACACCGCAGGUACGACGCGAUUUCCUUGCCUACUGUGUACUAUCCGCCAUGCCCCUUAUUGGGCGCGAAUUGGAGGGGGAGGCGGCGUUUGAAAAGCUGAUGGUCUCACUCCAGAUUUACAUCAAGAAGCGGUCCGCUCUGCACAGCACCAUGUUUAGUGUGUGGCGGGAUUUCAAUCAGAGGGACUACCUGGAGGUGAUGUGGCAGCAGGUGGACGGAAUGAGGCAGAACCAUUGGGCCGAACCGGAGCACCAGUUGAUCCCCCGACCUUACAAGUCCUUCGACGAGACCUUGAGGCACGGCAAGGUGCAUCACCUAAAGAAUUAUUGUUUGUCCGCCCAUGAGAAGGGAUGUCGGUAUCCGGCGCCGCGAGUAUGCUUUCGCAUCUUUUCCUGCGACUCAGUCGGCGAGAUCCCUAAUUUGCCCCCGCCGGUGAGCAUCGAAAGGCAUCUGUUGGAGGCCCAAAUUCUGGACAUGCUGAUCUCCUUUCAUAAUGAGAGAAAAAUCUGUGCCGAUAGCCUCUUGAUGUACGCCGCCUCCAAGCCCCAGUUGCCGGUCUAUUACUGCAUUGUGGAGGUGAUCUUGGGCGAGAUGCUGCGGCUGCCCACCGCCAAGUGGACCUCCAUUACCUACGGAUCCCUUCUGGUGGAGCUGUGCAAGCGCCAACCCGACAAGAUACCCCAGGUGGUGGUCCAGGCCUUGGACAUCAUCUACAAUCGACUGAACUCCAUGAGCGUGGCUUGCUUCGACCGCCUGGUCAACUGGGUGUCGCAUCACAUCAGCAACUUCGGGUUUAACUGCCAGUGGAGCAAGUGGGCUCACAGUCUUCCAUCGCCAAUCGAUCCGAGUGCCACCAAUCUGCAGCCAAAGGUUAUUUUCCUAAGGGAAUUGCUCAAGAAGUGCUUGAGACUCUCGUACCACCAAAGAAUUAAAGAGGUAGUGCCGGAUAUCCUGGCCAAUUUUCUUCCGCCUCCGGUACUUCCGCACUUCAACCUUGUCGAUGAAACCCUUCCUGGUGCCAUUUUGUCCAAGGAUCUGCUGGAGGCGAUGCGCUGCCCGAGAGCCAGCCCCGAAAUUAUCUCUGAAAUUAUUAAGUCCAGCACGGGAAACGGUCCGCUCAAGAUUAACGUGUUCACCCAGAACUGCCUUCAUCUCGGAUCUAAAUCAUUUAGCCACACUUUCGCGAUACUCGCGAAAUACCAAUCUGUCUUCAAGGAUUUGGUUGAAGGAGAUUGGAAGGGGCAGAUCGCGGUCUUGAACGGAGUCUUUGAUGUGUGGGUCGCCAGCGAUCACUACAAAUUUGUGGUGGCCGAAAAGCUGGUCAAGGUGUUCAUAAUUGAACCCAUUAACAUAGUAAUCUGGAUCUUCGGCCCAUCGAUGCGUAAGGAGCUCACCAAGAUGUACAUUUGGGAGCUGCUUCACUCCACUGUUCGCCACCUGAAGCGUGUCCAACAUGAUGUUGAAGUCGUGGAUGUCGAUAAUCCGAGUGCGUGCGAUCCUGUAGUCAAAAGAGUCCUGUACACCGUUGUGGAGCGUUUAGUGAAGAUCCUUUGCAGUGCUCCGUUUGCUGGCGAGGGAACAGAGGAGCACUACUGGUUCCAGUGGGUUCUGGGCAGGCUGGAGGAGACGCUCUUCAUCUAUGCGGAUGACUUCAAGGUGAUCAAGAACAAGUUGAUGAAAAUAUCUGAGAAGUCAUCAGAUAACAGGCCUGAAGUCUCAAAAACUAUCGAGGCUUUUGUGGCUUGCGUCUUGUAACUUCUGUUGGAGAUUUCAUUUCAUUCACACCAACUGCUGAUUUAAUUAUUCUGACUCCAAAAAAAAUGUGAACACAAAAAAUGUUUGAAUGGUCACCAACAUUAUACAAUUUUAAUAAUUGUUUAUUACUUUUGGAGCGAAAGUCUGGAAAUAUUUUAAUAAAGA
This is a messenger RNA of Drosophila mauritiana, 2608 nucleotides long. RefSeq names its product nuclear cap-binding protein subunit 1. The transcript is spliced from 4 exons. Lineage: Eukaryota; Metazoa; Arthropoda; Insecta; Diptera; Drosophilidae. The record is from RefSeq and is a predicted model, not a curated record. Gene Ontology annotation, cellular component: nucleus; nuclear cap binding complex. Gene Ontology annotation, biological process: nuclear-transcribed mRNA catabolic process, nonsense-mediated decay; mRNA export from nucleus. Gene Ontology annotation, molecular function: mRNA binding; protein binding; RNA cap binding. Bases 191 to 2443 code for a protein of 750 amino acids.